UGCCUGAAAGAAAACAGGAAAAAUUUUCAGAUAGUUUCAGUUAUGUUGGACGUAACUUGGGAAACAUAUUUAGGUCAUGUUAUUGCCACACUAAACAGCAAAUAGCAGUGUCAGUUGCUUUAUUUAGCACUACCAACCCCACCUUGGAUUUAAACGUCUUAACUAUAAGACGUUUAGGAGAGGUUAAUGCCUCCCUGCUUCCUCCACGUGACUGACGCUGAAGUCAAGAGUCCAACAAGAAACACAGCAUGGAUCAAAUGUAUGCACACUGACUGCAAAGCACACACUAAUAUAUAUUGAUCCCAGUCAGACCUUUGCAGGUCUAAAUGUUUCAAAAUGGUUACCCAUACAAAUACGUAUAUAUGAGGCUCUAUGAUGACAGGAAAUACAGUUCACAUUGUUUUCCUGAUGUGUACACACCGUAGCUGUAGAAUCAGUUAUAUAGAGAGUUAUAUAGUGUACUUUCUUCAUACACACAAUAUACUCUAUACUAGUGACACACAUUUAUGUAAAUGGUCAAAUCAAAUCAAUGACUGAUGAGAUCAAUGACUUACUGAGCCAAUGUAUAUGAGUAAGUUUAUUUUUCUCUUUUUCUUUACAUCAUUCACUAUUGCCCUUAUUACGAUAAUUGGAUAGGCUGGCCAAUCAGGAAGAGGCAUCUUCUAAGUCAGGGGUUUAAGCAGAGGGAAUUAAAGGGAGGAUCUCUGCUGGACAGAGCUGCUGAAUUGAGUUGAACCUUGAGAGAGUCUCACUGAUCACCUAAUCGAAAGAGGCCAACAGAGCCAGGAAAGCUCAAGCACCUCCCUCCCAAUCCGGCAUCCGCUCGGAAAUCGCCUUUCAGCUCGAUUAGGGUUGCAACCAGAUUCUCUGCUCGCCUGCUCACUGAGAACCGUCAAAAUUUCCUACCUUGAGGAUCUUGAGUUUGAGGAGGAAGAAAGCAUGGGUGCGGGAGCAAGCGCCGAGGACAAAAAGUCCAAGGAGUUGGAAAAACAACUCCAAGAAGAUGCUGAUAAGGACUCUAAAACCGUCAAGCUAUUACUGCUUGGUGCUGGUGAGUCAGGGAAAAGCACCAUUGUAAAACAAAUGAAGAUUCUGCAUCAAGGUGGUUACACAAAAGAGGAACAAUUGGAGUUCAGAGCAGUCAUCUUUGGCAACAUCCUGCAGUCUACUCUGGCUAUCAUCAGAGGCAUGGAGAUAUUGAGCAUUGAUUUUGGAUCGGCCGCUACACAGGAGAAUGCACAGAAGCUGCAGAACUUGUCAGACUCCAUUGAAGAAGGCACAAUGCCUGCUGAGCUGUCUGAUGUCAUCAUGAAGCUGUGGAAAGACUCUGGUGUGCAGGCCGGCUUCGACAGAGCUGCGGAGUACCAACUCAACGACUCUGCUGGCUACUACCUCAAUGAAAUGGACCGAAUCAGCAAGCCAGAGUACCUCCCCACUGAGCAGGACGUGCUGCGAUCUCGAGUCAAAACAACUGGUAUCAUUGAAGAACAGUUUUCCUGCAAAGAGUUGUACUUCAGGAUGUUCGAUGUGGGUGGCCAGAGGUCAGAGAGAAAGAAGUGGAUCCAUUGCUUCGAGGGUGUGACCUGCAUCAUCUUUUGCGGAGCUCUCAGUGCAUACGACAUGGUGCUGGUAGAGGACGAUGAAGUGAACCGCAUGCACGAGUCCCUCCAUCUAUUCAACAGUAUCUGCAACCACCGAUUCUUUGCACUGACCUCCAUCGUGCUUUUCCUCAACAAGAAGGAUCUCUUUGAAGAGAAGAUCAAGAAAGUCCAUCUGAGUAUCUGCUUCCCAGACUACGAUGGCUGCAACUCGUACGAAGAUGCCGGCAACUACAUCAAGUCGCAGUUCUUGGAACUGAAUAUGAAGAAGGGCGUGAAAGAAAUCUACUGCCACCUGACCUGUGCCACAGACACAAGGAACGUUGAGAUUGUGUUCAACGCUGUGACAGACAUCAUCAUCAAAGAAAACCUUAAAAGUUGCGGUCUCUUCUAA
Messenger RNA from Cyclopterus lumpus (lumpfish), 1992 nucleotides. It is a transcript of the gene gnat2, whose product is annotated as guanine nucleotide binding protein (G protein), alpha transducing activity polypeptide 2. Gene Ontology annotation, biological process: detection of chemical stimulus involved in sensory perception of bitter taste; adenylate cyclase-modulating G protein-coupled receptor signaling pathway. The transcript is spliced from 8 exons. Gene Ontology annotation, cellular component: photoreceptor outer segment; heterotrimeric G-protein complex; photoreceptor inner segment. Gene Ontology annotation, molecular function: GTPase activity; GTP binding; G protein-coupled receptor binding. NCBI's taxonomy places the organism in Eukaryota, Metazoa, Chordata, Actinopteri, Perciformes, Cyclopteridae. The record is from RefSeq and is a predicted model, not a curated record. Bases 940 to 1992 code for a protein of 350 amino acids.